Branchiostoma floridae (Florida lancelet) is the source of this 4071-nucleotide messenger RNA. Its product is annotated as alkylsulfatase-like. Bases 891 to 1823 code for a protein of 310 amino acids. Gene Ontology annotation, molecular function: oxidoreductase activity. The transcript is spliced from 5 exons. The record is from RefSeq and is a predicted model, not a curated record. Lineage: Eukaryota; Metazoa; Chordata; Leptocardii; Amphioxiformes; Branchiostomatidae.
GAUAAAAUUGUUCCGUGGGGUAGAUUUGGGUGACAAUUUUUUUAUUGCCUAACGAACUAGUGCACUUGCAAUAGAAAGCAAAACAUCUCCAGAUAUACUAGUACUGUCUUUUAAUUGGAAUUGCGGGCCUAUAAUAGAAGUUGUGUGUUUUAACGUGUAUUCCUAUGCGACGAAGAAAUUGUGGAAUGUCCUUUUGAAUAUCGGCACUAAGAUGCUCUGACUCCACUGGUGGGGAAGUUUUCCUGACUGAAGGGUGGUGUUGAAAAGUUUCUUUAAAGGUUGUAGAAGUUGACAAUCGCCACAUUUUAAUAUCUCAUUGAUAAUGGAAUCUGUUCCACAUGAUUUAAUGACCUUCAAAUUGCGAAGACCUUCUAGAAUUUCUUCUUCUGAGAUAUCGAAGUCCAGUGGAUUUCCUAUUGAAUUUUCAAGCGUGUUAUUAAACUGGAAUGUCUUCUGUGUGUCUUUGGAAUCCUGUGUCUGAUAGUGAUGUUAUGUUAUCUGUUGAUAUGUUAAAUUGUUCAGGCCAUUCUUGAGCAGCAUGUAGAAUAAAGUCUUUAUUUGGCUCCUUCUUAUCAACAAAAUUCCGAUAAAGUUUUAAAAUGAUUCAUCUAUUCUUCAGGGUUAAUUAUAAAUAACAUUAUUAUCCUUCUGUUUAACGUUGUCUUCCAGUAUUAGUGAUUUGAUUUCCCUACAAAACUUUUCUGGAUUUUCCUUACUAACGUUAAGUUUUCUGAGAUUGUGUAGCAGCAUGGUGCCUAUAUUGACUAUUGUGUGCGGGUCGCCGUUUCCCGAAGGAUACAGAUCCCCCCCCUGUUGCCAAAUGGCAUCUUCCAGUUUCAAGAUGGCGGUCGUCGGCUCAAAAUUAUGGUAGGAAAAGUCAUGUUGCGUCUAUGUCGAUGCUAACACUUCUCAUAAAUGUGGCAUUGUUCUCCAGAAUGGCUGCCAAGGAGUUCUACAAACUGUCCCCGAUCAAGUUAGGAGCAGAAGUCCGGGGCAUUGACUUGAAGCAAGAGAUUCCUGCAGAAGUCAUCGAACAGAUAAAAAAGGAUGUGACAAAACAUCGCAUCCUCGUGUUCAAGAAUCAAGGCACCAUCAGCGGCAGCCGCCAUGUUGAAAUCAGCCGCUGGUUCGGAGAGCUGGAGUCCACGUUCUACAAGCAUCCGAAGUCGCCACAUCCCGACGUGUUCCGUGUGUCUAAUGAUGAGGCGGAGGGAUGUACCGGGGUAGGCAGGACAGGCUGGCACAUUGAUGGCAGCUUCCAGCCUGCGCCGUUCGGCUACUCCCUGUACCACAUGGUGGUAGUGCCUAAGGAGGGAAACACAGUGUUUGCACCGCUGAACGAGUUGAUUUCUGGACUAACAGAGGAACAGCGCUGGCGCUGGGAACAGCUCUGGAUGGUCAGCGACCGCAGAGGGGGACCUGUCCACCCCCUGAUCUACAGCCACCCACUAACAGGAGCAAAGACGCUGUGUUUUCACCUGGGGAUGACGGAGUUCUUCCUUGUCGGCCUGCCGAGCGCGGAGAAGAGAAGAACGGACUGGAAGGAAACCAACCAGCUUCUGAGGGAAAUCCACCAGGAGUUUGUCAAAAACAACAGAGCAAUUCAGUACUCACACAAGGUUAAUCUCGUGUUGUUUCAGUGGGAGGCUGGAGAUUUCAUCAUCUCAGAUAACCUGGCGGUGGGGCAUGAAGCCAGCCCACAGACUCAGCUGCCUGUGGAGCAGGUGGGGCUGAGAGUUCUGCACAGAACUACCGUCAAGGGGACAGUGGCACCCAGGAAGAACUAUACUGUAGAACCGCCAGCUGUGCAUGGAGAGCUAUAGAACUUUUUAGUUUCUAUUACUGAUGAAAAACAGUGGACGCUGUUUGAAAUGUCUAAUAAGUUAUAUGCUUAUAUCCAGCGGUUAAGAUUGACCUUACUACAUACUGUACAAUGUGUGCAAUAGAAAAGAGAGGCGUUCACAAUUCUGCAGAUCACAACAAGCUGCUAGAGGGCCCAAACCUACACCUCUUCAUUCUGACAUCAAAAUUUCAAAUCCGCUCGUCCAGCACAGAAUAUACAGAUACCAGAGGUUCUGCUUCAGCUUCACCAAGGAAAGCUCUCUUGGGAUUCGAAUUUGAUCUUACCCGACAUUCAACUUCCCAACAUCUACCGACACACCAAACAUCAUUACAAUCCACCCAGAGGUUCUGGAGUUAUUGUUGACCACAAAUAUACAUAAACAUAGGCACACAUACAAACCCUAAACAAUACCUUCAUUUUUAAAAAAAGGUAAAACUGCUUGCAUCAAUAAGUUUCUUUCAACAUUUGAACAUAUGAAUCAUGCCAGAUUUGUGUUUGAUUCUUCCAAGGUGUGGCAGUGCAUGUAAGCUAUGACAGUAUUGACUCUCCCCUGGUAGGUUACAGUUUUAAAAUUUGUGAUUCAUGGAAGUGUGAACUGGUGUAUCAUUACAGGAGUAAAUGGGGCAGUACCAUAAAACCAUAAAACCCAAAGCUAGAAUCAUGAUAUGAAUGAUGAAAAUUACACAGAACAAAAGUCAUGAGGUCAGAGCUCUUGAAAAUUUGUAGUUGUAAUGUCCAUACAAAGAUAACUACUAGGACUGUAAAACUACAUUGUAAAUGUAUUAGUCAAGCUUUUUGACCCAUAAAUGUAAAACUACAUAGUACUACAUGUAAGUACAUAGUUUAAAGGAACGAUAGUGCCCAAAACAAUUCUGUACACUGUCAAACUGAUAGCCAACCUUUUAACUGUGGAACAGGCAUUGUAGACAUGUGUAGCAGUUUAGGGACAGUAAAAAGAAAGAAACAAAAAAACUUCCUUCCCACAAAGAAACUUACACUGUAGAACUGCUAGCAAGGCUGUCAUGUACAAGAUUAAAAGAAACAUAAAUCAUGAUAUAAUAUAGAAUAUUUGUGGUACAGCUGUAUAUUUAAACCCAUAAACUGCCGGCAGAGUUUCAGCCCUAUAAAAUGCUAUCAGUGCCAGGGUUGGCCGCUGACCUCCAGAAAGAAACCCCCGAACAAGGCCAAAGUCCCUCACUUUCGGGGUUUGUGCGCUACAUGUACGCAAAGCUGCUACUUCGGGGGAACACGCUAUCCCAGAUAUAACCGGGAGCGGCACACAGGGCAUGUAAUGUGUGCCGGGUAUAUCUGGGCUUGGCAGUUUAAGGGUUAAAUCAAGCUAUAACUUUAGUAUAAGUCACAACCUUUUAGUUUCCUGUAAGUGUAGAACUACACACAACAACCAGGGACGAUUGCACUACAGAUAGACUUUGGGAGCUGUAGGGGAUGACUGUUUGCAACUGUAGGUCCAUAAUAUGAUAUAACUACAUAUAGAUGAAGUGUAGAAAAACAAGGUAAUGACAAUCAUAAAUUCAUAAUAUGUACUGGUUGACAGUUUUCCCACAAUGUUACCUUCAACACAAAAAGAAUCAGACUUGAAUUUUAAGCUCCAGUUACUUCUCAUCAGUAUUUAUCACAUGAAAAUUUAAUGAUCCCUGAAUUUUACAAUAUCAUUCAGUCUGUUUUGUAUUUUUGAAAAUCAUUUUUAAAGAUGCUGAUAUUCAAUUAUGUUUGUGUUUAUAGUGCAUUUAAAAGCAGUACUUAUCCAUUUGUUACUGAGUGAAAGCUGAUUUCAAACCUUUGUCAAAGUCUGUAACCAGUCUAUUGAACUACUAGUAAGUCUGUCUACUUCUUUGUGUUUUAAUGCAUUGCUGUAAUUUUCACCUGGUCUUUCAUUCUAACUGUAAUAAUGCAGUUUGUCAGUGAAAGUCAUUCUAUUAUUGUUGUGAUUAAAUGAGUUGAGACCAUUAAUUGGAAUAUUAACACAUAAUAAUAUAUUCUGAUAAAGUGAUCUGUCUAAUUGUAGUUUUGCCUCAAUCUAUUCUUUUAAUUGAUACGUUGGUUACCGUAUUGAAUGUGAUCUUUUCAAAUGAAGCAGUCAUAAGAACACUUGUCUAGUAACUUUAUUGUUGUUUGUUUGUACUGAAGACUACAAGCUUUAAGCUGCAUAUCCGGAUUUGUUUGCACCACUCACACUGGGAAGGACCCCUAGUCUUAUUGACAGUGUU